AUGGACUUUCAAAGGAUAGCAACAUAUUGUUUCAUCUUUUCCUAUUUAAUUUUCUGUCAUAUAACAUGGAAUGGAUGUUAUAACAUUUAUUCUAGUUCUGAAGAUGAAGUGUAUAAUUUGUUAUAUUAUAGAAAGAGAGAACAUAAACCUGUUAAAUUAGAAAUAAGAAAUAAAAUAAAAUUAGACGACGUAAAAAAAGUUUAUGUGAAGAAAACCCCAUGCCCUGUCUUACCAAGACCAAUUAGAUCAAUAUUCCAUCUAAACUGGUUCAGAAAGUCAUCUGACCUAGUGCCUAUAAGUAUACAGUUAUAUUCUAUGUUUGAUGAAAAAAAUAAUUUCUUAGGAUUUGUUCUUUUAUCCUCUGCAAUUUUUACUAUAAUAGAGUGGAUAUAUAUAGCCUAUUUAGCAUUUGUAUUAUUAUGGGAUGGAAUUAUUAAACCAAUAUUUAAAAUUCUAUAUUUAGUUAUUUCAUUAUACUUAAUAAUGAAGUUUACAGUAGUAUUUCUGCCGUAUACGAAGUCCUAUAUAUCUGAAGAAAAUUACAAAUAUGUAUCGUCCUUUAUCUUUUAUUUUUAUAAUUUAAUUACCAAGAUAUCGAAGGAAUUGGGACAAUUAAUGAACAGAGUUAUUCAAGAAAAUGCAACUUUAAAUAAGGAACUAUAA
Molecule: messenger RNA, 663 nt
Organism: Plasmodium malariae
Lineage: Eukaryota; Apicomplexa; Aconoidasida; Haemosporida; Plasmodiidae
Product: conserved Plasmodium protein, unknown function
Exons: 4
Coding region: 1-663 (220 amino acids)
Source: RefSeq, a predicted model, not a curated record